Cryptococcus amylolentus CBS 6039 is the source of this 803-nucleotide messenger RNA. RefSeq lists its product as hypothetical. Bases 106 to 747 code for a protein of 213 amino acids. Lineage: Eukaryota; Fungi; Basidiomycota; Tremellomycetes; Tremellales; Cryptococcaceae. The record is from RefSeq and is a predicted model, not a curated record. Gene Ontology annotation, biological process: Golgi organization; intracellular protein transport; endoplasmic reticulum to Golgi vesicle-mediated transport. Gene Ontology annotation, cellular component: COPII-coated ER to Golgi transport vesicle; endoplasmic reticulum-Golgi intermediate compartment; endoplasmic reticulum. The transcript is spliced from 7 exons.
CUUUUCUUGUACUGUUCUGAUUCCCUUGGCGAAAACGCUCUCGCCAGAAGCUAGCCCUGUGCCCGCUCCACUCCAUCCCCCGAACCACGCAACACCAGAGUCAAUAUGAAGCUCGCCCAGGUGUUCCUCGCGCUUCCUCUCCUCUCCGCCGUCAAUGCCCUGCAUUUCUACUUUGAAUCUGAUGAAAAGCGGUGUUUCUUGGAAGAAUUACCGAGUGAAACCAUUGUAGAAGGCCACUACAAGGCGUUUCUAUGGGAUGAGCAACAAAACCAAUGGAAGCCGGAAGAGGCUAUGGGCAUUCAUGUGACUGUCGACGAAUUGUCGUCUGGACACAAUGUGGUCAACACCCGCGGUCCUCCCGACGGACGAUUCACUUUUACCUCCCACGAGCCUGGAGACCACAACAUCUGCUUACACUCCAACAUCACCGGUGGAUGGCUCUCGAACCAACACAUCAAGAUGUACCUUGAUCUCAACGUCGGCUCUGCCAAGAUUGACCAAUCCGACGACAAAUCCCACGUUACCACCCUCUCCUCCAAGAUUCGCGAGCUCAACGUCAAGGUCGCCGACAUUCAGCGUGAGCAACGCUACCUGCGAGAAGUGGAGGCAGACUUUAGGAAUGCGAGUGAAUCAACCAACGCGAGGGCUGUCUGGUGGAGUCUCUUGCAGAUCGUGGUGCUGAUUGCGGCUGCUGGAUGGCAAAUGAGACAUCUCAAGGUCUACUUUGAAGACAAGAAACUCAGAUAAAAAGCCAUGUAAGGGCUGCUACCAUGAAAUGAUGCACGAAUCCAUGAUCCAGAUCA